GAUAAGUCAGGCCGCUGCCGCGACUCCCGGCAAUGAGAGAAUUAAUGCACCUUACUGUACACAGGUGUACACUAUCUCCAAUGACAAUCGUUUUCGUGCGCGAGGCCCCGAUACCGUCGAUCACGGCGCGCGAUAUGUCACGCUCAGGUUAGAGGACGGCAGUUUACGAUGAUCAACAACGACGGUGACGGCGUGACGAUGACAGUGGUACGCGCUGUCACCAGCAGCGCGUAGUGCGGACGGGGAAUCCUGGGCUGCCGUUCACGCGGGAGCGAGCGGGAGAGCGUCGUUGCGCCGCGCCGAGCCGAGCCGAGCGUCGGACACCUGGGUGAUACCCGUGAGACGCAGAGUCCGCCUUCCUAGGGCGAGAGGAAGGAAAAGAUGCCGUUAGUCGUGAGGAAUUGCCCGCACCUGGCGAACCGCGGCGAUCUCGCCUUCAUCGAGGCGGUGAUGGCCCGGGAGGAGCGUUUCGCCAAGUGCAGCGACUGCGACACCCCGGGGCCCAACCUCUGGCUCUGCCUGUUCCCCGAUUGCCGUUGGGUCGGCUGCGCGGAGACGCACCUCGACCACAGCACCAUCCACAACCAGAACUUCCCGACCCACUGCGCCCACAUGAACCUGUCCACAAACAGGAUCUGGUGCUACGCCUGCAAGAGCGAGGCCAUCAUCAAGCACGUGCCGUCGCCGCCGUUGUCGCCGACGCAGGUGGAGUUUAAGACUAUGGGCAACAAGUACGCCGGGGACGCUCCCGGCAGCGUCGAGUCCAAGCUGGACGGCCUGGACAGGCUGAUGCUCGAUAAGUUCUAUGGAGAUUGGUCGAUAAACAGAGUCAAUUCGGAGAAAGGGAGUUCAUUCAACGAACGAUCCGGGGAUUCGCCCGACAGUACGGAUUCGGAUGAGAGCAAGGACUUCUCCGGGAAGCCGAGGGGUCUUGUGGGCCUGCAGAACAUCGGCAACACGUGCUACAUGAACGCGGCGCUGCAGGCCCUGUCCAAUGUGUCUCCCUUGACUCAGUUCUUCUUGGAUUGCGGCCAUAUGGUCAGUUACAUGUCGAAAGACAGGAAACCUGGGCUUAGUCUCAACUAUCUGAAUCUUAUUCGGGAUAUGUGGAACAAGAAGACCAGGGGGUAUGUCGUGCCGCAUGGCAUCCUCUCGGGUAUCAGAACGGUCCACCCGAUGUUUCGAGGAUACCAUCAACACGACACGCAGGAAUUUCUCAGAUGUUUCAUGGACCAGCUGCACGAGGAGCUGAAGGAGCACAUCGAGGACGACAGGGACGUUCAGUUGCGGCUGAAGGGAUUGGGGGACCAGUCCUCCGAGGACGAGGACGAGACCGAGAUCGACGGCAAUGCCUCCAGUCAGUCCGACGCCGAAUACGAGACCUGCGACUCGGGCGUGAGCGAGCAGAGCUCCCUGAGCGACGAGGGUGAGCGCGGCACGAAGAGGCGAUACUCGCGCGUGUCGCAGACGGAGAAGCUGCGGACCAAGUUCACCAACAGGAGUAUGAAGAAGUCGAAUGUCGAGCCGACGUUCGCCCCGCCGCAGCGCUCGCCGCAAAACUCGCCGGCCAAGCACCGCACCAAGAAGCAGAUGAAGACGCGCAGCAUCAUCAGCGACACGUUCGACGGCAAACUCUUGAGCAGCGUGCAGUGUCUGACGUGCGAUCGGAUUUCCACGCGAGUGGAGACCUUCCAGGACUUGUCCCUGCCGAUCCCGAGCAGAGAUCACAUCGACAUGCUACAUCAGGGAUCGCUGACGCCGCAGAAGGCCGGCCCGUGCUCGGACGUGGUCUACGUGACCAAUCAGUCGGGCUGGCUGUCGUGGUUCCUGCAGUGGAUGCGCUCGUGGUUCUGGGGACCAGUGGUUAGUCUGCACGACUGCCUGUCCGCGUUCUUCAGCGCCGACGAGCUGAAGGGCGACAACAUGUACAGCUGCGAGAAGUGCAACAAGCUGCGCAACGGCAUCAAGUUCUCCAAGGUCCUGGAGUUACCCGAGAUACUGUGCGUUCACCUCAAGAGGUUUCGCCACGAACUCAUGUUCAGCUCGAAGAUCGCCAAUUACGUAUCGUUCCCCCUCGAGGGUCUCGACAUGAGACCCUACUUGCACAAGGAGUGCGUGUCCAAGGUCACUACUUACAACCUGAUCUCGGUCAUCUGCCACCACGGUACGGCCGGCGGUGGCCACUACACCUGCUACGCGUUGAAUCCCAUCGCCAACAAGUGGUACGAGUUCGAUGACCAGUGCGUCACGGAGGUGUCGCCGGAGACGGUGAAGCACUGCGAGGCGUACGUGCUGUUUUACAAGAAAUGGUCGCCGGAGAUACUGCAGCUGCGCGACAAGACCAUGGAGCUGAUGGAGAUAUCGUCCCGCGAGGUGUCCGAUCUGAACUUCUUCGUGUCCCGGCAGUGGAUCAACCGCUUCAACACGUUCUCCGAGCCCGGUCCGAUCGACAACUCCGACUUCCUGUGCCCGCACGGGGGAGUAAUCCCCGUCAGGGCGCAGUUUGUCGACAAGAUCAGCAUGCCUAUACCGCAAGCAGUUUGGGAAUACCUGUAUAACGCAUUUGGAGGAGGCCCAGCUUGCACGCACCUGUACGAGUGUCCAACCUGCGAGGAGAAGUACGAAUCCCUGCAGAAACGCAGGCAGUACGAGAUGGAACUAUUCCAACGGUUGAACACCGACAAUCCCACGGCCAUUUACGCGUUGGCCAUGGCGUGGCUGAGGCAGUGGCAGAGCUUCGUCCGAGGCAAGGAGACGCAGCCACCAGGACCAAUCGAUAAUAAUUCCAUCGUUGUAAAUAAAAAUGGGCAAAAUAGUCUUAAAGUUGGCUCGGACUACGGUCAGAUCCCCGAAGAACUGUGGCAAUUCUUCCUGACUACGUACGGCGGUGGACCAGAGCUAAUGCUGCACUCGUGUCAACGACCGGUGCCCGCUCAGCCUAACGUUUCUAUACAUUCCGCGUCGAAUCCAAAUUUGAUAGAUCCGAGUCUUAAGUGCAAUCGCGUAGAAGCUAAGUCCAACAAACUUUGUACGACCAGGAGCUCGGAGACGAUCUCGCAACAGGACAGCGCGAUCGAGAGCCUAAUUUCAAGCAGCGACUCCCAUCAGACGCAGAGGGACGUGAGCGAGUGAGUAGACGCGUGCGAAUUGCAAUUUCGCAGCCUCGUUCGCUACGACGAACAUUUCCAUUGGUUUUCAUUAAGUUUAGCCUCUAAGUAAAGUCAAAUUAUUCUACUUUCGAAUUUUUGCGCUUUCGAAGUUUCACGCUCAGAUCGAACGAAGCUUAGCGCUUCCUCGUUAGAUUGUUAAAGUCGAUCUCCGAUACCUAUGUAUGGAAAUGAAACAAUCGCUGUCGUUCUUUUUUGGCGAAUUGACGGUGAAAAGACAAUCGGAUACUUUUAUACCGGUAGCGAUUUUUGUACGAAAUUUGUAAAGCCGAGUUGUGUGCGUCACUUGCUAAAUCUGAAAGUAAUCGAGCCAGAAGGAAGAACCAUAUGAGUAUGUGAUCGAAUGACUGCGUUUUAUUGUAAUAUAUAGCGCGACAUAUCUCGACGGCAAUUGUAUUUUGUCAUAAUAUAUAGCAACAUAUUAAUCUUGAGAGAACUGAGGGCAGAACACUUGUCUCUCGGUUCGCUAUGGGAAGAAGUCAUCGAGAAAUGCCAUACUCUCGAACACGUUCUUCUUUCGUCUCCAAAUUAUCGAUUUGGAAUAUGGAAUGACACCGAUUGUUUCAAGUUCCAUCGCUCUCUGACGCUGCAAAGUGUCGCGAUUGCGCUCGUUCAGCGGCGUGAAAUUUCACCGUAUGUACAACUUCAUCGACGGGAAUAUUGUGUAUGAUGAUGGGAAACGUAGUUAUAGUACAAAAGAAAUUCAUAGACGACUAUAUUAUUUAAAUACAAAUCUUAGCUCGUACUUCUUUCUCGCCCAAAGUCUAGGCCGUAACGUCGCGCGACCUCGUAUAGUUGUAUCACAUAUUUUCGAUGUUUGUACAUUUGCCGGCGUGUGCGUGUGUGUAUCAUUCCUGCACGUAAAUACCAGGUGGCUUUCCUUUUUCUCUUUUUCGAAGCUCUGUACAUAACGUCGUUACUUUUUCUCCGUUGGCGGUAGCCUCUCAUCCGGAAGGAAAAAUAAAAGAUAUGGAAGACUGACAGAUCGAUUUUAUUUUAAAAAAAGAAAGAAAGAAAUGUUCAGUUAACUGUACGAUUUAGCGGCAGGUGAGUCGCGAGAUCGAACGCAAAGAACCUCUUUUUACAUUUUAUUCUUGAACGGAGGCAAUAUUGUUAUUGUUAUUUAGUAAAUUUAUCGCUGUACGUACACAUAUUUUUCAUAAUGUUCACAAAGCCAGCGAGGAUUUCUCGUAGCGUACGAUUCGCCGAUUCCUCACGCCGUUUUUUUAAUGUGAAACAGUUGAGCUUGGCAAUUAUUUGUUUAAGCGACGAAACGUGCUUCUUAAGGCUCCUGUUUUCUACAGCCGCGUUAAAUAUUAUACGACGUCAGAAAGAUUAAUCAUUGAUAUCUUUUCUGCACGUCGAGAUAACUUAGUUUUCCGCGUGCCAUUACGUUAAGCGUAACAGAAAUCUUGUCUUAUCUCACUUUAUAUGUUUGCCUCCUUCUGGCAAAAUUUUUACACAAUGUUCAAGUAUUUAUCGAGCACCGCUAUCGUCUGUAUUAUGUGUCACAGGUUGACUUUCAUGGUUUAUGAUAGUUGAAAAUUUAUUUAGAGUAUUUGAUAUUAUGGUUCAUAAUAUGUUAGAUUACAACAUAUAUUCCCUAUAUGCCGUGUUGUGAUAAAUAUUUUCAAGUUUAUAUAUCAUGAUUUGUUGCAAUAAAUUGCCUAAACAAUUAAAUAAUUUUAUAAUUAUUUAAUGACUUUGCUACGAGUUCAUAAAGCUUUAGUCUAGAAGUAGGAGCUUAGUAAAAACACUUGGCGAUUAUAAAUACUUGGACAUUUUGUAUUAAAAGAGUGCACGCACACAUUCUCUCUCCUUCUCUCUAGUACUUAAGAAGCGUGUUCUAUCGCAUAGGCCGUUAAUUGCGUAGUUUAAUUACUUUACGUUGGUAAAAAAGGAAAAAAACAAAAAGUGUCACGAGCUACUCGUGUGAGCUCAGUUGUGUUUCCGUGGAUUCCGUGUCUUGUUACCGAGAAUGUUCGUCCUCGUAUAACGAUUUUAAUACCACAAUUACGAGGAGGUAGAGGAAAAACGCAAUGCGAGCUCCACUCGCAGGGACGCAAACAAUUUUAAAGAAUUGUUAAGGCCAAUUGUCUGUAAUCAUUAUCCAGAGCGAAGUGCGUAAGGUGAAAAAUAAAUAAGUUGGUUUCUUUAUUUAUUGAAA
Messenger RNA from Vollenhovia emeryi, 5334 nucleotides. RefSeq names its product ubiquitin carboxyl-terminal hydrolase 20 (gene Usp20-33). Bases 382 to 3132 code for a protein of 916 amino acids. Gene Ontology annotation, molecular function: zinc ion binding; cysteine-type deubiquitinase activity. The record is from RefSeq and is a predicted model, not a curated record. The transcript is spliced from 4 exons. Lineage: Eukaryota; Metazoa; Arthropoda; Insecta; Hymenoptera; Formicidae. Gene Ontology annotation, biological process: protein deubiquitination.